UUCCCUACAUACUCCUCCCACAAGGAGCGGUCGCCCCUACUGGGUUGUGCGCUUUCUCCUCCCCUCAAACCCCUCGCGCACUUUCUCCCGCCCGUCUGUCAAUCACCGCGUUCAGCUGUCCAGUAAGCUGGCCAAGAGGGCUGGGCUGUCAGGGGUGUCGUGUGACGUCCGUGAUCCGCCGGUCGCGGAGCGGGGAGAUGCGUGACGAAGGCGGCGCGUGACGGAGAAGCGGUUAGCCGACGCUGCGGCGGCAGUCCGUGUAAACAAGGCCUCGCGCCGCUGCUGGUCCUGCGACUGCUUCUCGCUGAGCAGGCUUUGCUUUCACCAAACCCAAGGAGGUGACAGGAGGAGUCCCCACACAGGACUUAAGGAUGCUGUGACCAGAAGAUGGGAUCACGGAACAGUAGCAGCGCAGGAACUGGGUCCGGAGACCCCUCCGAGGGCUUGCCCCGAAGAGGGGCUGGCCUGCGUAGGAGUGAGGAGGAGGAAGAGGAGGAUGAAGAUGUGGAUCUGGCCCAGGUACUGGCCUAUCUCCUACGCAGAGGCCAAGUGAGGUUGGUGCAGGGAGGAGGUGCAGCAAAUUUGCAGCUCAUCCAGGCCCUCUCGGACUCAGAGGAAGAGCAUGACAGUGCCUGGGAUGGUCGUCUUGGAGACCGAUACAACCCACCGGUGGAUGCAACCCCUGACACCCGGGAGCUGGAAUGCAGUGAGAUCAAGACACAAGUGGAAUUGGCCACAGGGCGGCUGGGGCUUAGGCGGGCAGCGCGGGAGCUCAGCUUCCCUCAAAUGCUGCAUCAGAGAGAACGGGGCCUCUGCCACCAGGGAAGCUUCUCCCUUGGAGAACGGUCUCGAGUGAUGUCUCACUUCUUGCCCAACGAUCUGGGCUUCACUGAUACCUACUCUCAGAAGGCUUUCUGUGGCAUCUACAGCAAAGAUGGUCAAAUCUUCAUGUCUGCCUGUCAAGACCAGACAAUCCGACUAUAUGACUGCCGGUAUGGUCGCUUUCGUAAAUUCAAGAGCAUCAAAGCCCGGGAUGUCGGCUGGAGUGUCUUGGAUGUGGCCUUCACCCCCGAUGGGAACCAUUUCCUUUACUCCAGCUGGUCUGAUUACAUUCAUAUCUGCAACAUCUACGGGGAGGGAGACACACACACUGCCCUGGAUCUAAGGCCAGAUGAACGUCGCUUCGCUGUCUUCUCCAUCGCUGUCUCCUCAGAUGGACGAGAAGUGCUAGGAGGGGCCAAUGAUGGCUGCCUGUAUGUCUUUGAUCGAGAACAGAACCGGCGGACACUUCAGAUUGAGUCCCAUGAGGAUGAUGUGAAUGCAGUGGCCUUUGCUGACGUCAGCUCCCAGAUCCUGUUCUCCGGGGGUGACGAUGCCAUCUGCAAAGUGUGGGAUCGACGCACCAUGAGGGAGGAUGACCCCAAGCCUGUGGGCGCGCUCGCCGGACACCAGGACGGCAUCACUUUCAUUGACAGUAAGGGUGAUGCCCGAUAUCUCAUCUCCAACUCCAAAGACCAGACCAUCAAGCUCUGGGAUAUCCGACGUUUUUCUAGCCGGGAAGGCAUGGAAGCCUCUCGCCAGGCUGCCACGCAGCAAAACUGGGACUACCGCUGGCAGCAGGUGCCCAAAAAAGCCUGGCGGAAGCUGAAGCUCCCAGGGGACAGCUCCUUGAUGACCUACCGGGGCCACGGGGUGCUCCACACCCUCAUCCGUUGCCGAUUCUCCCCCACCCACAGCACCGGCCAGCAGUUCAUCUACAGUGGCUGCUCCACUGGCAAAGUGGUCGUGUACGACCUCCUCAGUGGCCACAUCGUGAAGAAGCUGACCAGCCACAAGGCCUGUGUGCGUGACGUCAGCUGGCACCCCUUUGAGGAGAAGAUCGUCAGCAGUUCGUGGGACGGGAAUCUGCGUCUGUGGCAGUAUCGCCAGGCUGAGUACUUCCAGGAUGACAUGCCAGAGUCGGAGGAGCAUCCCAGCACCCCUGCCCCAGUGUCCCGCCCCUCUACAGCCUUUUCCUCACCCCAGUAGAUCUGACCUCCAGGCCCAGUCAUGGUGAGCCUCUUUACCAGCUCUCCACCUUCUCCUCCCUUUCUCCCCUAUGGGGGAUCUUUAGGGACUCACUGGCACUGGCUGGGGAGAAACAGAAGCCCAGGCUUUGGGCCCCUAGCUGACCCCUGGGAGAUCCUCCCCUUGGGGUAGUGUGGUCCUCUCACAUGCUCACACCCAAUCAUCUUGGACCUCUGUCUCUGGCCGGGGUCUGGCAGGACUGCCAUUAUCUGAUCAGCAGGAGAACUGUCCUGAGUGUUUUUAAUCAUGUUUGGAUGUUAAGUGUUAGCUCCUAGAGUAGAUGCCUGGGACCAGGUCUGAACUGUGCCAUCAGCAAGGCCCAUUGCCCAGGCCUUCACUUUGAGGAUUAAACGGGUCAGUCAGAGGGCCAGGAGUGCUGGCCUUUGUUCCAGAGGUCCUAAUGGCUAGAGCUCUAGCCCCUCAGGGAGAGGGGGAUGGAUAAGCACCCUCCCACCGUGGGAAUUAUGUCUUCUCUCUCAUGCAUCUGGGUCUUUGGGGGGGGUACGCUAUGGUGUGAGAGGCUCUGUGUGGCCCCACACAGGGCAGGUCCUCCCCCUCCCAGAAUGUUCCAUCAUGCCAGAGGCCAGCAGCUUCAAGGAGGGAUGUUGAAGUAGGACUCCUUUGUCCUCUCACUGGCUUUGGCUCCCUCAAUAAACUCUGUGGGAACCUG
Cervus elaphus (red deer) is the source of this 2737-nucleotide messenger RNA. RefSeq names its product DDB1 and CUL4 associated factor 11 (gene DCAF11). The record is from RefSeq and is a predicted model, not a curated record. Gene Ontology annotation, biological process: proteasome-mediated ubiquitin-dependent protein catabolic process. Gene Ontology annotation, cellular component: Cul4-RING E3 ubiquitin ligase complex. The transcript has 15 exons. NCBI's taxonomy places the organism in Eukaryota, Metazoa, Chordata, Mammalia, Artiodactyla, Cervidae. Gene Ontology annotation, molecular function: protein binding. The coding region runs from base 388 to 2028 and encodes 546 amino acids.